Messenger RNA from Fibroporia radiculosa, 1338 nucleotides. RefSeq lists its product as uncharacterized. NCBI's taxonomy places the organism in Eukaryota, Fungi, Basidiomycota, Agaricomycetes, Polyporales, Fibroporiaceae. The transcript is spliced from 13 exons. Gene Ontology annotation, molecular function: magnesium ion transmembrane transporter activity. Gene Ontology annotation, cellular component: mitochondrial inner membrane. The record is from RefSeq and is a predicted model, not a curated record. Bases 1 to 1338 code for a protein of 445 amino acids. Gene Ontology annotation, biological process: mitochondrial magnesium ion transmembrane transport.
AUGCAUACGGCGCUGUGGCUAGCGGCAGAGAGCCAUGUAAGGGCCUCGUUUCGCGCCUCUCUACGCGCAUAUUCUCGAAGUGCGGACUCUGGAGGAGUUCUUAUUCAACCUCCCCGCCGUGGUGUUUCGCAGCUUUCUCGCAGACAGCCAUGUGUACUACUCUUGACUUGUCCUGGAACUCGCCAAUUAUCGUGGCUUCCUAAACUGACCCUACGACCCACCGAAACGGACACAGAACCAUCGGACGGACACGAGGAGGCAGCGAAGGUCGCCAUACUGGAGAAAGCCAUGAGAGGGCGGCAGCCGACCGACCUCAUGCUUAGAUGCACCAUACUAGAUGCUGACGGGAACGUGAAAACAAUUUCCGGCCAGUUCAGGAAAACCGACCUCUGUGCAGAACACCGUUUGAACCCCCGUGAUCUGCGAAAAAUUGAUUCCAGGAUACCGAACCUUGUACCAACUAUUCUCGUGCGGAAGGAAGCGAUUCUUGUAAACAUCCUGCACAUUCGUGCACUAAUCAAAGCCAACGCAGUGGUGCUAGGCGAGUGUAUUGUCGCGCACGUUUAUCGGCUGCACCAACCGAAUAUACAGCACAACCUCAAAGUAAAGUCGCCCGGACUACCGUACGAGUUCCGAGCACUUGAAUCUGUUUUAUUAUCAGUACUAAGCGCGUUAGAAGCUGAGAUGGUCUUCAUACGCAACCUCGUUGGGGGACUUCUCGCUGAGCUUGAAGAUGACAUUGACCAUGAUCGCUUCAAGCGCCUAUUGCAUUAUUCUAGGCGAUUGGCAGCUUUCCAGAAUCGAGCUAAGCUGGUGCAGGAAGCACUAGAAGAGGUUCUUGAACAGGAUGAGGAUCUCGCAGCCAUGUAUCUCAGUGACAAACAGCGGGGUGAGGUGCACAAACUCAACGACCACGAAGAGUUGGAAGUUCUCUUGGAGUCCUUCUCCAAGCAGGUAGAGGAGAUUGUCAACGAGGCAGAAAAUAUGCAGACAAAUGUGCAAUCGACGCAAGAAAUUGUGGAACUCGUAUUAGAUUCUAAUCGCAAUGCCCUACUUGCGCUUGACCUCAAGGUAUCCAUAUGGACGAUGGGUAUCGGGAUUGGAACCCUCGUCGCGGGCAUGUUCGGUAUGAAUUUGAAAAGCCACAUUGAGGACAAUACAUACGCUUUUGCGAUCAUGUCAGUCUUUUCCGUCGUUAUUGCGCUGGUGUUUUCUUGGACUGGUCUCCGACGGCUAGCAAGAAUUCGCAAGGUCGGGCUAGCGACCAAUAGCCGCAAACUAUCAGUCAGGCAUCACUGGUUGUCCCACUAUCUGGGGCGGAAAGGUGCGGGAUGGUAA